AUGGCUUCUGCCGUGAGAUCAGCCGGAUCCAGCACAAAAUUGGUAAGGACUUGCUUUGCUUUUUAAUUUUUUAGGUAAUUUUACGGAUAUUGAUGUAUUGGUUUAGAUUGCUGGAUGGUACACUAACGGGGUUGUUCCAAAUGCCGUUUCUGGUCAAGUACAUGCUCUCCAAACCAAGGAUGAAGCUGCUACUUUGAAAAAUGUUGAUUCUUUGAGACGAUAUGCUUUUAAUGCCUCAAACAGACAAUUCUUGUCUACUAAGAACGUUGCUGGUGAGGAUUUUGGUUGUUUUAGAUCUAAAUUAUAUGUGAUGCUUUAUUUAUGGUGGUAAGAGUAUAGUAAAUAUCUAAAGAGUACAUAAGAUAGCUAUUUUUUUGUUACUUGGAAAAUUAAGUUAAAAGUAAAAAUUGUUAAUCUUGUUUUUAUAUUUUAGUUUUGGCUAAGCGUUUCGCCCACACUGAUGUCCGGUUCCCAAACUAUGACAACUAUCGUUAUGAAGCUACUAAGGAUCCUCAUCAACCAGCCAGAGCUACUGAAGAUGCUCGUCGUGGAGUUACCAGUGCUGUUGUUUACGGAGGUAUUUAUUUUCACUUAUGAUUUGUUAAUUUUAGGUUAAUUUUAUAUUUGUUAUCUGUGUUUCGGAUGACGAAUGUUAUCUUUACAUAUUUCUUAAAAAGAUGAGAUUUUGUAGUAUUGAAAUACAGGUAUGUAAUGUAUAUUGUUUUAGUUGGUGGUAUGGUUACUUUGUUGGCCGCUCGUAAUGUUGUCCAAACUUUGGUCUACUACAAAGCUAUGGCUGCUGAUCAAAGAGCUUUGGCUGCUAUUGAAAUUGACAUGAACAAAGUGCCAGAAGGCCAGGUAAGUCUUUUAUGAUGCAUAUAUUAGUUUUUUGGUUGUAGGUUAAAAGUUAGUAUAAAUUUUUGGGUACCUACUUGUAAUAUGUCUUUUAAUUAUACAUACACUAUUGAUAUUAGGUACUCGACAGUAUAUUUUUUAUGGUUAGACGUCUUUUGGUCUAUAAUAAUAUAGUUUCUUGCUAAGACAAUGUUUUUCAGACUAAGACCUUUGAAUGGCGUGGUAAGCCCGUGUUCGUUAAGCAUCGUACUGCUGCCGAAGUCAAGCGUGAACGUUCAGUCAACAUCUCCGAACUUCGUCAUCCAGAAGCUGAUGAAGAUCGUGUUCAGAAGGACGAAUGGUCAGUCGUUAUUGGCGUCUGCACUCACUUGGGCUGUGUCCCAAUUGGUAUGUGUUUGUUUACAUGAUUCAUGUCGCAUAUUAUGUUAGUCAAGGGGUUUCACGGAAAAAAGAAAAACGUUUUUUGACUUGUUUUGUUAAUAUUAUUUAUGGUUUUAGUGAAAGGGGGCUGCAUGGAGUUGAAUAUAUUUAGAAAACGAAUUUUGGUUGUUUUUGACAAUUUUGAAAGGCGAAAUUUUUAAAGCUUUAGGUACUAUAAUAUGAAAGUUACAAUUAACCAUGUUGAAUCACGUUUCAGCCAACGCUGGCGAUUUUGGCGGUUACUACUGCCCAUGCCACGGCUCUCACUACGACGGCUCAGGUCGUAUUCGCAAAGGUCCAGCUCCAUUGAACUUGCACGUACCUGCCUACACCUUCAAGGGCGACGUGAUCGUUGUCGGUAGCACCUAAAUAUACUAUUUUUGGCUGUUCAGCUCUUAGGAUUGAAUUUCGUGAGCAAAAAUAAAGAUUUAGAUAAAUUUGAAAUUGGUUUUUUAUUUAUCAGAUUGCUUUCAUCUUGGCUUAUAUCUAUGUUGUGGUAUAAUGAUAUUUGGCUUUUUGUUAUGUCGUGGUGGAACAAUACGGCUUCUUAUUAUUAUGUUUUUGUUUUAGAAAUUAAAUAUAACAUUUACGUAUGUUGUGGUUUCAAUAUUUUGUUAUUUAUAGUUGAAAAAUGUCAUGUUUUUCCAUUCUGUUGCUAAGGAAUGUUAUUUUAAAUGUUUAUUAUGAUAAUUCGCGUGACAAAAUUACUCUUUAAUCUGAAUAUGAAAAACAAUAGAGAAUAAUAAUAAAAUUAAGAUGGCGUUGAUAAACGACCUAAACGUGGAUCAGCUGAAGGUGCCGUUGGGGUUCAUCAAGAUACCUCAACUCAUUUUAGCCAUAAUCGCGUUCUCUGCCAGAUCCGGCUUUCAGUUCUCUGCUACAUACACAUGUAAAGACAAUUCUACACAUGCUAUCACUCAUGGAGGGUUUGAGUAAGCCAUUUUUUUAUUUUUGAUUUUUAGGUAAGCAUAUGAUGAUUGAACCUUAUUAUAUUUUAGUAUGGCCGAUUCUGACUACUCUGAUCAUUUCACAACUUGCGCUGGUGUUCCGAUUGGGCUGAUUACCUACGACCAUAGCACGUAAGUUUUUUGUUGGUUUGAACUGCUAAAAUCCUUAUAGGAUCGCACUACUAAAAUUUUAAAUUUUAAUUGUUUUCGGCUGAAAUUACAGUAGUAAAAUUCAAAUUAUGAUUUACUAGUACUAAAUAGCAAAACUCUUUCAGAGCUGCCAGAUUUUUUGGAUUCAUAUCAAUCGUGUCAAUUCUGUUUGUGAUUAUCAUGCUCUUUUUGUACUUGUUCAGAUGGGGUGCGUAUGCUGGUGAUGAAAGGCUGCCAAAGUUGGAUACUGCGAUCACAAUGAUCCUAGGCGUCUGUUGGUUUUUAGCUGCGUGGAGUUGGUGGCAUGCUACGGAUGUUUUAACUAAUGAAACUUCGUAGGUUCUUAAUUUUUUUUUAGGUUUUUUUGGUUUUUUAAUUAUUUUUUGAUAAUUUUGAUAGAUGGAUCAUGCUUAUUUCAAAAAUUUACUAUAUUAUGACUUUUAGGCCUGAAACCAUUGGCAAAGCUUUUGAAACCAAAAAGUUUUGCGACUUCCCAGAUGUAAAGGAUUGUCAUCUGAAGACUUAUCACGACACAGGACCAUUAACUGUCUCUGUCGUAAGUUUUUGAUCUAAUAUGUAACGAUAAGUUGGAAAUAAGAGUGGGAGUAGUACUAAAAAACCUUUGUGCUGCCACAAAUCUAACAGUAAGCUUUACGAUUUUGAAUUUUAGCUAGCCGGCUUUGCGUGUCUGAUUUUGUUCGCCUCAAAUAUCUGGUUCGCCUACAAGGAGACGGCCUGGUUCAGAGAGCGAAACUCACCUUCCCAACCUCAACAAGGCCCAUAG
Molecule: messenger RNA, 3156 nt
Organism: Bursaphelenchus okinawaensis
Lineage: Eukaryota; Metazoa; Nematoda; Chromadorea; Rhabditida; Aphelenchoididae
Source: the annotation of a GenBank genome assembly